GACAUGGCCGAACUCCAAUUCUUGCACGAGGCGGCCGUCCUUUACCAAAUCAAAGCUCGACACGCCUCACAGAGGCCCUAUACUCGGGUGGGCGAUAUCGUUGUGGCCGUUAAUCCCUAUACAUGGAUCGAAGGUCUCUACGAUCCUGCGCAACAAGCACUGUACGCCAACCGACUAACACUUCGACAAUACCCCCCUCACGUAUACGAAAUCUCUGCCUUGGCCUAUCGUGGCAUGAUUCAGGAAGGUAAGAAUCAGACCAUUAUCGUUUCGGGAGAAUCCGGCGCGGGCAAGACGGAAACGGUCAAAAUUGUCGUCCAGCACCUCGCAAUGUUGGAGCACACGGCACCGUCCGUUUCAGUAGACACCAAUCCCGCAUCGCUGGAUAUCGUUCGUCACGUCGUGGAAAGCUCCCCCUUGUUUGAAGCCUUUGGUAACGCCAUGACGACGAAAAAUUCCAACGGCUCCCGCUUUGGGAAAGUGACACGGUUGCACUUUGCCCCGGACUGGACAGCCGAUACCCAAGACACGUUCUGCUACAAUCUCAAGGGAAGCUCCUACCAGACGUAUCUCCUCGAAACGAAUCGAAUUGUCUACCAAACUGCUGGCGAACGAAGUUUUCACAUAUUUUAUCAGCUUCUUAGUGCUUCCAGUGAUCUCAAACGAACCAUGCUCGGUGAAGAGUGGAUUGAUGCCACAGAAAAAGAUUUCUGCUACCUGGGUGAGCCAAGAGAGUGCCAAGUCGACGGACAUUCAGAUGCGCAGUCAUUCAUCAAGACCUUACACGCCUUAGAGCUCUUCGGUUGGGAAGGCGAUGCUCUUCAAAGUUUAUUUGGAGCCUUGGGAGCUGUCCUUCGCAUAGGUAAUCUAACCUUUCAGGAGCAAGAGGAAGGAGAAGCAAUCGUCUCUUCCGAUACGGCGUUGCGGCUGUUGGCCGACGCUGUCGGUCUUUCAACCACGGAUCUGGAAUCAGCUUUCACCCAUCUCAUUAUCAAAGCCAAUAACGACACUAUCGAAGUUCCUCUUAGUGCCGAGAUCUCCAAGAAUACUACUGAUGCCUUGGCCAAACAAAUGUACUCUUUUAUUUUUGAUUCGGUCGUCAUGAAAGUAAAUCAAUGGACUGCUUCAUCGAAAUCCUCGGAAGCUGAGGCCGCUAUUUCGCUAGUCGACAUUUGCGGGUUUGAAUCAUUCGAGACCAAUCGAUUCGACCAACUCUGUAUCAACUAUGCCAACGAAAAACUGCAGCACAAGUAUGUGCAGGAUAAUCUCUUGAAAAAGCGGGUUGAACACGAGAGAGAGGAAAUCGAGCUCUUUGACACGACACUGAUGGAUAACUCGGAUAUUUUGGACCUGAUUGAGGGUCGAGAAGGUCUCAUUAACGUCAUGAACGAAGAAUGCAUGAGGCCCAAUGGCAAUAACAAGACAUUCGUUUUCAAAUUGACUAACGUCCAUCGAAAGAAUGCACGGUUUCUCAGAAAGAAAUUGGACCGUUCCACGCAGUUCGGUAUAUCACACUUUGCUGGAGACGUCAUGUACGACGCAUCCGAGUUUAUUGAACGAAAUACCGACAAGGUACCGGAAUCUCUCCUAACGCUUUUCACAAAGAGUAGCAAUGUCUUGAUACGAGAACAGUUUGUCGCCUUUCUCCAGAAAAGCGAAGAGAAGCGGUCUACUCGAGCAACCAGGAAAAAGUCUACCGUCACAACAGUCUUGGACAAAUUUCGAGUGAGCCUGAAAGACUUGAUGUUAACAAUGUCUGAUACACACACUCGCUACAUCAGAUGCAUCAAGCCGAACGACACCAUGUCCAUAGCGAUCGCCGAUCAUCUUCUUACAGUGAAACAACUUCAAUGUGCUGGGCUUGUGACCGCAAUAGACCUCACACGGGAAUCGUUUCCAAACAAGUACUCAUUUUCGACGGCGGUUCAGCGAUUUCAUAGCCUCAUGAACAGUGAACAAAAGCACGAUUUGAAAGACAUGAAGCUCCACGACAAGGCGCAGUACAUGAUGUCGAGUUUGUUCACACCUUUGAUUGAACAAUAUCGUAAUAGCGAUUUCACGAUGCCUUUUGUGUGCGGCAAGACAAAGAUAUUCUUUAGAUCCGGAGCCCUCGAGGUCCUCGAAACACAACGCAGAGAAUUGCAUUUUAUGAAAGCAUCUAUUUUGCAGCAACAGAUCCGGGGAAUCCAGUCGAGAUCAAAUUAUAGAAGGAUGAAAUUCGCGGUUAUUUCAAGCCAGGCCGCGUAUCGUGGCAAAACCAAAAGAAGUGAAUUUCGACGAGCUCAACAAUCGAUUAUCCUCCUUCAAGCUUGGGCCCGGCGAUCGAGAACACAGAGAAAAUACCUUCGUUUAAAACGUGCUGUUGUUGUGUUGCAAAUGCGCGCUCGCAGAAUAUAUCAUGCUCACCUUCGUUUG
Molecule: messenger RNA, 2415 nt
Organism: Phaeodactylum tricornutum CCAP 1055/1
Lineage: Eukaryota; Bacillariophyta; Bacillariophyceae; Surirellales; Neidiaceae
Gene: myoC1
Exons: 4
Biological process (GO): vesicle transport along actin filament; actin filament organization
Cellular component (GO): cytoplasm; myosin complex; actin cytoskeleton
Molecular function (GO): ATP binding; actin filament binding; microfilament motor activity
Source: RefSeq, a predicted model, not a curated record